Molecule: messenger RNA, 953 nt
Organism: Orbicella faveolata
Lineage: Eukaryota; Metazoa; Cnidaria; Anthozoa; Scleractinia; Merulinidae
Product: allene oxide synthase-lipoxygenase protein-like
Biological process (GO): lipid oxidation
Molecular function (GO): oxidoreductase activity, acting on single donors with incorporation of molecular oxygen, incorporation of two atoms of oxygen; metal ion binding
Source: RefSeq, a predicted model, not a curated record
UCGUCCGAGUCUACUGUUCCAAUGAUAAAGAAUGUAGAAGAAAAUAAAUGCGAGCCAAACCCGUGCCAAAAUGGAGGAAUCUGUGUACAAAACUAUAAUCUUAUUGAUGGAUAUCAAUGCCAAUGCGCCGAUGAUUUCGGUGGAAUAACAUGUAAUGAACUUAAGUGUCGGAUAAGCCUUCCUCGCUUCUCGUCUCCUCAGUGUCUUGUGAAACGAGAACUCAGCAGACAGAUAAAGAAAACACUUAUCCGCUUGACUUCUUUUAAAGACAAUCGCUACUCAAAAUCAGAAGACUUGAUGGUACCAACGUUGUCGAAAAAAGGAGCAGCAAGUUUUGUCCAGAGUGCUUCCACAGAUCCUUUCACUAUAGAGUGGUACAUGAAAAUGACAGAUAACGCUGAUGUUAACAAAGAUCUGGAGUCACACUUCACCCUAAAAGAUCCUCGCUUUCAUGAAACGCCAACAUUGAUUGAUUUUGCCGUGGUAUUUGAGACUUUCUACAAAGAACACAGGAAAAGGAGUGCCAUGAGUGCUUUAAGACUUGUGCCAGCCAUCGAAGAGAACUUUUUCAAAGACCGCUGUUUUGCAGAUCAGCGGGUUGCAGGCGUUAAUCCAUAUCAACUGUGGCGUGUAACAAAUAAAGAAGGUAAAUCAACAUGGUGAAAAAAUUUUAAGAGUCCGACAAUGGAAAAAGGACACUGUCAAAACUAGAAUAUAAGUACCUAUUUUAGUAGAAAUGAUGGCGUUUCCAUUUCUAGCCGACUAUACUGAAACCAAAAACCAACAGAGGACACUUUUAGUAACAGCUAUAAACAGGGACAUACGACGGGCAUUUUGACAAAAUUUAUCAGGGGCCAUCAUGGCCACGAAUUAACGGACAAAAAAUACCGUGGAAUACUUCUGAAUAUAUCUGAGCGAAUUCGCAAAAACAUGCCCGCUAGGUUUUCGCCUGG